AUGCCGUGGGACGCGCGGCGGCCCGGGGGCGGCGCGGACGGCGGGCCCGAGGGUGCGGGCGCUGCGCGCUCCCGGGCACAGAAGCAGUGCCGCAAGUCGUCGUUUGCUUUCUACCAGGCGGUGCGCGACCUGCUGCCCGUGUGGCUGCUGGAGGACAUGCGCGCCAGCGAGGCCUUCCACUGGGACGAACGCGGCCGCGCAGCCGCCUACUCGCCGUCCGAGGCGCUGCUGUACGCGCUCGUGCACGACCACCAGGCCUAUGCGCACUACCUGCUGGCCACCUUCCCACGCCACGCGCUCGCGCCGCCCUCCACCGGCUUCCGCUGCUGCUCCGCGCCCGGGGCGCACGUGGCGCUGGCCGUGCGCUACAACCGCGUGGCGGUGCUGCGGCGCAUCCUGCGCGCGCUGCGCGACUUCCCGGCCGAGGAGCGCGCGUGCCUGCUGGAUCGGCGCGGCUGCAGCCGCGUGGAGGGCGGUGGCACGGCGCUGCAUGCCGCCUGCGAGCUGGCGCGGCCCGAGUGCCUUUUCCUGCUGCUCGGCCACGGCGCCUCGCCUGGCCUGCGCGACGCGGAUGGCCUCACUCCGCUGGAGUUGCUGUUGCGCCACCUCGGCCGCGAAGCUGGUCCUGUGGCCGAAGCUCCGGCCACCACCGGUCCCGGGGAGCAGCGUCAGCGUCGCCUGCUGCUUUUGGACUUACUGGUGCUGUACACGCCCGCGGGCGCCGCUGGCCCUGCUCGCCGCGAGCUGCUGGGUGACCGGCUGCGCUGGCAGCGGCUGCUGGGUGAGGACAAGUUCCAGUGGUUGGCGGGCCUGGCGCCGCCAUCCCUCUUCGCACGUGCCAUGCAGGUUCUGGUCACCGCCAUUUCUCCUGGCCGCUUCCCCGAGGCCCUGGACGAGCUGCCGCUGCCGCCCUUCCUUCAGCCAUUGGACCUCAUGGGCAAGCGGUAG
Elephantulus edwardii (Cape elephant shrew) is the source of this 948-nucleotide messenger RNA. RefSeq names its product ankyrin repeat domain 9 (gene ANKRD9). The record is from RefSeq and is a predicted model, not a curated record. The transcript has a single exon. The coding region runs from base 1 to 948 and encodes 315 amino acids. Gene Ontology annotation, molecular function: protein binding. Lineage: Eukaryota; Metazoa; Chordata; Mammalia; Macroscelidea; Macroscelididae.